AUGGUCAAGUUUGUCUACGUGAAGUCGAGCCGUUCUUUUGGACGUUGCGAUGAUUGCAGAAGGCGCAAAAAGCGCUGCGAUGAAAGGAUUCCCGAGUGUGGAUCGUGUGUCCGCAGAAAUGUUCAAUGCGUCUAUAGAAAACCUAAACUGAAAAAGGUGUCAUCACCGGGACAGAAAGUCACUUCCAAGUCGAAAAUUGAAAAUUCGUUUUCAGACUAUCUAGACUACCAGUUGGAUGAUGUUGGAAAACGUUGGUUUUCGAUUAUUGAGAAAUACAUUCCGGCUUCUGGGAAAUACCACCAGUGUUUGGAGCGCUUCAUUCCUAUGGCUGGGAGGAAUACCUCGUUGUUGUACGCACUUUGUGGGUGGGGAGGAAUACUAGAGUUGGAAGACCACAGAAGGACAAAUUAUUAUCUCGAGUUAUCUUUGAGUUUGAGCUCGGAGCUUUAUUCCAAAGUGAUGGGAUCCGAAGGUUCCAAAUCGGAGUUGUUAGAGCUUGCUGUUACUCUUACUUGUCAUAUGAUGAUCAGUUCAUUCACCGGUGGAUUAAGUGAAUGCGAAAUUGGCUUUCAGCAGUUGAAAAAGCUUUAUAAACGGUUUGGGUUGGCCUCCUUUCUCGAAGAAACAGGGAAUACUACAUUGUCAAUGAUGUUAUUACGAUGGUUUUUCUACCACGAUGUUUUGAAGCUCACGCCGAGUAGCAAGUUUGGAACCACAUUCCCUCUCUCCGAGUACAAAAGAAUCCUAUCUUACGCCAAUGAUCAGCAGUUGAUGAUUUCCACAUUGGAUUCAAACAACCCGCUGAUGAGUUGCUGUGUGCACCUUUUUUUGCUUCUAGGGGAGCUAAACAACUUUUAUGCCGAGUUUGUUGCUCGCGAAGACUUCUUAUACAAAACCUACCACGACUUGGCGGGGGGUUUGGUCAACAGAAGUCAAGAGGAGCAGUAUCAAACCAUCACUAGUUCUGCAUACGGUGCCUACGAAGAUACAAGGAUUGAGUUCCAUGACUGGGUUGAUUCUCAAAGUCGAUGCUGGCAGGAGAAAAUCGAUAAUGCUAAACCAAAUUUACCAGAUAUAACAAGUCUUGAGAAAGUGCAAAGCAACGAAUUGCACUUGACAUUCUUCGAGGCCAUGCAAUUGACACUGAAACUGUUUCUUCUUUCAAAGAUUCGUCACAUGUCUUCUCUCGACUUUGAGGUGAAGCGCUUGAUGCUGCAUUUGUUCAGGGCAAUGAGAGUUCUAUUGAACACUGACCUAAGCUCGUAUUUAGGAUUUCCCCUACUGAUUGCAGGUGCCGUGGCUGCGGAAGAUCGCGACAGAUUGACUGUCAAACUGAUCUAUUUUGGAAUCAUCUCCAAAAACAGUGCAUCCAAUUUUGAAAGAAUAUGGGCAAUCAUUGAAGAGCUGUGGAAGACGAAUGCUUACGGUCCACGGUUCUUGGAUUGGCAGACGGUUGUCGAUAAGCUGGGUUUGAACAUCUGUGCUGGCUAA
Molecule: messenger RNA, 1491 nt
Organism: Ogataea philodendri
Lineage: Eukaryota; Fungi; Ascomycota; Pichiomycetes; Pichiales; Pichiaceae
Exons: 1
Coding region: 1-1491 (496 amino acids)
Biological process (GO): positive regulation of transcription by RNA polymerase II
Cellular component (GO): nucleus
Molecular function (GO): transcription cis-regulatory region binding; DNA-binding transcription factor activity, RNA polymerase II-specific; zinc ion binding
Source: RefSeq, a predicted model, not a curated record